Messenger RNA from Arabis nemorensis, 495 nucleotides. The record is from the annotation of a GenBank genome assembly. Lineage: Eukaryota; Viridiplantae; Streptophyta; Magnoliopsida; Brassicales; Brassicaceae.
AUGGCGAGAUUUACGGUAUUAAUUGCGGCGGUGGUACUAGCUUUUGUAGUGGCGGUUCCGGUGCCGGAAGUGACGGCGAAGAAGUACACAGUUGGCGACAACAAGUUCUGGAAUCCCAACAUUAACUACACCAUUUGGGCUCAGGGCAAACAUUUCUACCUCGAUUUCGUGUUCGACAGAAACCAACACAACAUUCUUGAAGUAAACAAGACAGAUUAUGAAAACUGUAUCGCCGAUCAUCCUAUCGUUAACUGGACACGUGGAGCUGGUAGAGACAUUGUUACUCUCAAUGUGACCAAACAUUACUACUUACUUGACGGUAAGGGUGGUUGUUAUGGCGGCAUGAAGCUCGCUGUUAAAGUCGAGAAGCUUCCUCCUCCACCAAAAUCUGCACCUGUCAAGAGCAUUGGUUCGGUUUCAAUGGUCACAAGUCUCGCUCAAUUCGUGAUUCCGGUAUCUCUUUUAAUGUGGGAUGCGAUCUUGAGGAUGUGGUAG